Hyphopichia burtonii NRRL Y-1933 is the source of this 486-nucleotide messenger RNA. RefSeq lists its product as uncharacterized. The record is from RefSeq and is a predicted model, not a curated record. NCBI's taxonomy places the organism in Eukaryota, Fungi, Ascomycota, Pichiomycetes, Serinales, Debaryomycetaceae. The coding region runs from base 1 to 486 and encodes 161 amino acids. The transcript has a single exon.
AUGGACUCAGAGCUUAUAAUAAACGAUUCAAGUAUACUGUCGAAGGAGCAGAGCAAUAUAGAGCCGGAGUGUCAGAGCCUACAGCCGGAGCCGUUGACAAAGCCGCAAGGAAAAGUGCUAAAGAAAAAAGCCCGAAAAGGACAGUCAGAAGAAGAGUAUUUGGAACAAAAAACCCAGUUUUAUCAAGAAGGCCCAAGAAUUAACACUGAAAAUUGGCUAUACGAUGAAAAUAUAUUGAAGAACCUAGACUCGAAUAAAAAACCGGAUAGGGCCCAGAUGAUUCUAGCUUGUGAAAAGGCGUAUUUUCAACGAGAUUAUGAAAAAUGUCUCGAACUUGUUCAAUUGGCAGAAAGUAUAUUUGAGGUUGAACCACAAGAUGUAGCAUGCGAUAAGCCAGAAACCAAGGCCGCUAAGAAAAAGAUAAAGCAUCAUGUUGUUGAAUUAAUGCAUAUCAAGGAAAGUUGUCUCAAGAAAUUACAAUCCUAA